Molecule: messenger RNA, 2149 nt
Organism: Dreissena polymorpha
Lineage: Eukaryota; Metazoa; Mollusca; Bivalvia; Myida; Dreissenidae
Product: SNARE-associated protein Snapin-like
Exons: 4
Coding region: 46-429 (127 amino acids)
Biological process (GO): synaptic vesicle exocytosis; intracellular protein transport; regulation of synaptic vesicle exocytosis
Cellular component (GO): BLOC-1 complex; synaptic vesicle; BORC complex
Molecular function (GO): SNARE binding
Source: RefSeq, a predicted model, not a curated record
UAAGCCGUGACUUAACCUUUACUAUGCGGUAAAAUUAAACAUAAAAUGGCCGAAACGAAAGUGGAAGACGGGGCUGUAAAUGAAAUUGAAUAUGACUGCAGAGAUGCAAUAACUGACGGCAUAAUAGAUUUAAUUAAACCGUCCGUAAUUGAAGUAGACGAUAGAGUGCGGACCGUUAGAGAAAGCCAGUUGGAGUUACGUCAGCAGAUUGAUUCCUUAGCAGAGGAGCUGCGUAUUAUCUCAGAGCAACAGAAGCCCACAGUGGACUUGGAGACAUAUGUAAAGAAAUUGAACAACUCACGACGAAAGGUGAUGCUCGUCAACAAUAUCUUACAGAAUGUCCAGGAUAGGCUGAACAAGCUAUACAACAAUGUCUCCAAGGAAACAGCCCGACGCAAGGCCACGUUGGACCCUGCAAAGCCAAAGUAGCUGUGUGUCUCCCCUUGACUGUCUGAGGGUGCUUCAGUGAUUCCCAUGGUGGCUCUAAACGUUCAUUAUUGAUGUCGCUCAUGCCAUGGAUGGUUGAAAAUUAAAGCCACACAACUUAUUUGGCAUAGUAAAUUUAAGUAUAAAUAAGAAACAUAUUUUAUCUAUGCCAGUUAGAAUAUUUAUGGUCGUAAUAAGGUAGAAAUCCGUCUUUUUUGCGCUUUAAAAAUAAUCGCAUUUGUUGAAAUGGACGUAUAUGUCUAGAAAUCCUUCUUUCAGUUUUAAAAGCGUUACAGUUUGAAAAAUAAUAAAUACCUUGCUAACUAGGCUAUAGAUUUAAUUUUAUCUAUGCCAAUUAGAAUAUAUCUGGUGGUAACAACUUACAAGGAAGAAAUCCGUCUUUUAUGCGCUUUAAAACUUAAAAAUAAUCGCAUUGGUCAAAAUGGACAUAUACGUAUAGAAAUCCUACUUCCGGUUUGAAAAGCGGUACCGUUUGAAAAAUAAUAAAUGACUUGCUAAUUAGGCUAUAGAUUUAAUGACAAUUUUGCACGCUUUCAAAUUGCAUCUAUAUGUAUUGAUUAACAUGUAUUUCAUUUCAAGGUGUGUGGCUUUAAUGUUUAGAGACAUGAUACAAUUUGGUCAAUUUCAUGCGCUGGUUUUUGAAAUUUAAGGCCUGCAUGAGUUCUGAUAUUAAAUGGGAGUAACUGCAUUUGUUGAACAAAGGGUUAUAUGGAACAUGGAAAAUUUGGAUUUUACCAUAUAGUAUUGUUAAAAAAUGUGACGUUUUAUUCAUGAAUGGGAAAUGCAUACUACCAAGUUGUUUCAAACAUAUGUUUGUAAUGUCUUACAAAUGUUAAGUACUUUCCUGACUGGAAACCAGCAUAUAAUUAUUUGAAGGUAACUCAAAUAUCACUACAUGCACUGGUUUGUACACCAAGAAGUACUGAAUGAGUCAAUGUUAGGUUUUGUAAAUAACAACAGAAUGUUGAGGGACCAUACAAGCAUUCCAAAAUCAUUUACUUGUAUAACCAUGCAUGCUUGCUUCAGAUAGUAAAGUUCUUGUAUUAUAAGCCCUGUCGUUUUUGAUAUUGUUCUUGUUUAUGAAACAUGUAUCAGAUUUAUGUGCAAUAUGAUUUCUAAGGAUAGCAAAUGGCAGGUUGUUAAAAAUGUCUGUGUUUUUGUACAGUUGUAUAUGUAAUUUUACUUAGUCAACAUUUCAAAAUGUUGCAUGCAGUUCUUUAUGCAUGAUGGAUUGCAUUUUAUUGGAAUUUAGAUGAUCAGUUUAAUAAUUCUUUGUUUCUGAUAUAUGUUCAUAAAAACAUAUUUUUAUAAAGACAAAUAUGAUAUUUUAAUAAAUGAUUGUGUUUCUUUCAUAUGAUCAGAAAUUUGAAUGUUAAAGAUAUGUAAAACAAAAUUGUAGUUAGCUGUUUAAUUUCCUUUAAUAUGUUUAACAUAAAUUACUUUAACACACUUUUUUCAAAAGUUUCAUUGAGAUUUACUGCAAAUAAAUACUAUCUUUCCAAAUUGGGAAUUUUAAUAAGAAAUGUCAUCUACUGUUUUACAAUUGUUGUUAAUGAGGCUACAAUUAUAAAUAAUUACAUGUAUUCACAAAGUGUAUGCAGCUCUUCAACUCUUGAAUGCUUUAUGCUGUUAUAUAAAUUAGUUGUUAAAACAUUUUGUUAUUGAAUGAAAUGCAAUUAUAUAUAAAGUGUGUAAAUUGAAA